This is a messenger RNA of Necator americanus (New World hookworm), 312 nucleotides long. RefSeq lists its product as uncharacterized. Gene Ontology annotation, molecular function: protein heterodimerization activity; structural constituent of chromatin; DNA binding. The transcript has a single exon. Lineage: Eukaryota; Metazoa; Nematoda; Chromadorea; Rhabditida; Ancylostomatidae. Gene Ontology annotation, cellular component: nucleosome. Bases 1 to 312 code for a protein of 103 amino acids. Gene Ontology annotation, biological process: nucleosome assembly. The record is from RefSeq and is a predicted model, not a curated record.
AUGUCUGGACGCGGUAAGGGAGGCAAAGGACUCGGCAAAGGUGGCGCUAAGCGUCAUAGAAAAGUACUUCGCGACAAUAUUCAAGGUAUUACGAAACCUGCUAUUCGUCGUCUAGCAAGACGUGGUGGAGUGAAACGUAUUUCUGGCCUCAUCUACGAGGAAACUCGUGGAGUACUGAAAGUGUUCCUCGAGAACGUUAUUCGUGAUGCUGUCACCUAUUGUGAACAUGCUAAACGUAAGACUGUUACGGCUAUGGAUGUCGUCUACGCGCUGAAGCGUCAAGGUCGUACACUCUACGGAUUUGGAGGAUAA